CUUCCUCCAUCAUCACCGAGGGCGAAUCUAGGAUCACAAUUGCUUCAUACCUCUUGCGCUCGUUGCGCAGGCUAUAUACCGAGAUGGUGAUAGAUAAUUCGAUAAACACUGCAUCCUCACCAGCUCCCCCAUGCAAGCUUCGAGGGUACCAAUUCUAUCACGAGAUUCUUAAGAGUCCAAAAUAUAUCGUCGCACCUAUGGUUGAUCAAAGCGAAUUGGCUUGGAGACAACUCUCUAGACGAUAUGGCGCGCAGUUAGCAUACACUCCCAUGAUCAAUGCCAAAAUGUUCGCGGGGACAAAGCAGAAAGGAUACCGCGACACCAAUUUCAACACUAUUUAUGGCGAAGAAGGCGGCGCAGGCGACCGCCCAUUGAUCGUACAAUUCUGCGCCAACGACCCCGACCAGCUUCUUGAAUCCGCUCGCAUCCUAGAACCUCAUUGCGAUGCAAUCGACAUCAACCUCGGUUGUCCACAAGACAUCGCACGUAAGGGAAAAUAUGGCAGUUUCUUGCAGGACGACUGGGACCUGAUAUAUAAGCUCAUCAACACUCUUCACACGAACCUCACCAUCCCCGUCACUGCUAAAUUUCGUGUCUUUUCCUCACUGGAAAAGACCGUAGAGUAUGCAAAAAUGUUGGAAAGGGCAGGUGCACAAAUACUCACAUGUCAUGGGCGCACGCGGGAACAGCGAGGUCAUAACACCGGUCUAGCAGACUGGUCGAAAAUUCGCGCUGUGAAAGAAGCGGUUUCUGUACCCGUCUUCGCCAAUGGGAACAUACUCUAUCACUCGGACAUAGAACGAUGCCUUGCCGAGACGGGAGCAGACGGUGUCAUGUCUGCUGAAGGACAACUCUACAAUGCCGCAUUAUUUUCACACUCUCAGUCGCCCAUUUCGUCGUCAUCUCUACUGCCGCACAAAGGACUCUACCCUCCUCAUACUCAGCUCGCUCUAGAGUAUCUCCAGAUCGUAGAAUCUCUCAAGACCCCCACGCCCCUGAGUGCAAUCAAAGGUCACUUGUUCAAACUCAUGCGGCCCGGGCUUGUAAAGCAUCCCGACUUACGGGAUAAAUUAGGCAAAACCAGGGGCAAGGAGGGUGGUGGUGUCAGAGCAUUUUUUGAGAUCGUAGAGGAGCUGGCGGAACGCAUGGAGAAAGACCAACACGAGGCUAGUGUCAACGGAGAGCCCAAUCUUGAGGAGAAGAUCCCACACUGGCUCGCGCAACCAUAUUUUAGACCAUUACCUCUGAUGGAAGGCAACUCCGCUAGAAAGACUGGUGAGUCCACGUUCAAUUGA
Molecule: messenger RNA, 1295 nt
Organism: Heterobasidion irregulare TC 32-1
Lineage: Eukaryota; Fungi; Basidiomycota; Agaricomycetes; Russulales; Bondarzewiaceae
Exons: 6
Coding region: 84-1295 (403 amino acids)
Biological process (GO): tRNA processing
Molecular function (GO): flavin adenine dinucleotide binding; tRNA dihydrouridine synthase activity
Source: RefSeq, a predicted model, not a curated record